Molecule: messenger RNA, 1746 nt
Organism: Lineus longissimus
Lineage: Eukaryota; Metazoa; Nemertea; Pilidiophora; Heteronemertea; Lineidae
Exons: 4
Coding region: 138-1496 (452 amino acids)
Biological process (GO): transmembrane transport
Cellular component (GO): membrane
Molecular function (GO): transmembrane transporter activity
Source: RefSeq, a predicted model, not a curated record
CGCUCAUAACCUCGGGCCUUUGAGGCCGUAUUCCAGUUUCGAGAUAACACUUUCGCCGUUGUUCUCUUCUCGCAUUUCGUGUUAUGGUAUUUUCAAGAUUCAUGGAGCCGGUGCACAAAUGAAAGACGGCGAGAACUAUGAUCGUCUCAAAACGGCUCCUCCGGGCCAUUUGUCUGGUUGUGGGCCUGCUCUGCCUGCUCUAUGGAGGAAGUGCAUACAUCUUCAGUGUUUAUACCAACAGUAUCAAGAAGAAGUAUGGAUAUACACAGUCCGAAAUCGGUAUCAUCAGUGGUUUUGGGAAUGUUGGCGCGACCUUUGCUUUCCCCCCGGGAAUGAUGAUGGACAAAGUUGGUCCGCGGGUGACCGCCUUCAUCGGUAUCGUAUUCUCGACAUCUGGCUACCUGCUGCUGUGGAGUGCGGCAAAUGACCCGGCGUUCUACACCGACAAGGUCUGGCUUGUUUGCCUGUACCUCUCCCUCGCGUACUUCAGCUCUAUCGUAAGCUACAUGGCGGCACUGGUCACUAAUAUGAGAAAUUUCCGAGGACCACUUUUCGGGACGAUGGUGGCUGUUCUCGAGACGGCGUAUUCCCUUGGAUCGAGCAUUUUCAUUGCGAUUUACGGCGGAUUAUUCGUCAAUGGGCACGUUGAAGAUGAAGAAAAUCAAGAUCUCGGCGGUUUCUUUCUCUUCAUGGCAAUUACCGGCUCGGUGGUGAAUGGCCUAGGCGCACUGUUCCUGGGGUACUAUGAUACCAAUGAGGUUGUUCUCCCCGGGCAGGAUGACUACGAAAAUCUCGAUGAUGUUUCGGGGGAUUUUCCCGAACAUGAUGAAGAUUACGACGGCGAGAAGGAAGCUGUCGAAGACGUAACUGGGCUGGCACUGAUAAAGAAUUGGGAUUUUCAGUUCCUGUUCUGGCUCUUCGUCAUGUCGUCUUGUGAAAUAAUAAUGUUCUUAACAAAUAUUGAUGUUUACCUGAAAUCCUUUGGCUAUGAAGACAAGAGCACGGCAUUCAAUCUACUUGUUCCAAUCUUUGCUGUGAUCAGCAAGAUUGUCUGUGGGAUUCUGUCCGAUAAAUUUAUUGAGAAAAUUCCACGGGCUGCUUACAUGCUCGUGACACUUAUCAUAGAGACAGGCGCGCUGACCCUUUGCAUUUUCGCAUCGAGUAACUUCUACGUGCUCUUGUUUGCCACAAUCAGUGUUGGAAUUGCCUACGGGGCAGUUUGGUCCAUCAGCGCCACUCUCUGCGGCGAAUACUUCGGUUUGAAAUAUUUCGGAAAAAACUGGGGAGCAUUCGUGUUAGCGAAUGGUAUUUGUAGCAUAUUGCUACAGCAGAUAUUCGGUGCUGUGUACCAGGCCGAGAUUAAAUUACCCGGGGAGACAUUUUGUUAUGGCACCGGUUGCUUCAGUUGGAGUUUUGCAGUGGCUGCCGUGUUUGCUGGAUCUGCGGCCCUCUUCAACGUCGGCCUCAUUGAAAGGCGUAGAAGACUUAAAAGUUGAAGGCCUACGCCGUUGAGUAUUUGAAAUUUGUAAUUGGAAUUGAGAUUUUUAAUUGUGUUAAUGGUAUACUGAGUAUGUUCUAAUACUAUAUGAAUACCAAGUUUCAGCAAAUUCGUAUGCAUAGUAACUGCACCAUGGCAUUGGAUAUAACUGCAUUUUCUAUUUUCCCGGACCACAAGUUACUGGGUCCACUCGCCAAUAAGAUCCCAAGCCCGACAACACCCGAUUUCUACUGACGCCUCGAUGGGUA